Messenger RNA from Cherax quadricarinatus, 11144 nucleotides. The record is from RefSeq and is a predicted model, not a curated record. NCBI's taxonomy places the organism in Eukaryota, Metazoa, Arthropoda, Malacostraca, Decapoda, Parastacidae.
AAAAGACAGCAGGCGACCGAAAUACGGCAAAUGAAUAAGAUAUGGAUGAUUUUAAACAUUUAAAUGUACUUAAUAAAGGUUUGGUUGUGUGUAAUCUCGCGUCGCCUCGCGGGAUCUCGCUGUUUCUCGUCCAGGUCACGUGACCCAGAGAGACGUUUAUUUUUUCCCACCACAAUGGCGCCAAGCCGUAUAUGUACAUUUAUACGUAAUUUUAGUCUCUUGUGCGGCGGUUUUACGGUUGUUGGGCAGUGUUUUAGGGUGUAGAGAGAUGCCGUGCGUGCUGCCCCGCGGGAGAAGUGACCACCAGAAUCCCCUGUAGUGGACUGUAUGAAAUUAUGACAAGGUAAAGAUGUCGACGCGCAUUAAGAGACAGCUGAGCAAGGCUGGGGGCUCAUCUGAAGGGGGAGGGAGUGCCCCAUCUGCUGCUGCUCGAAAAAAGCGCCGUAUUGACAAUUCUGGGUCAGAUGAUGAAGAGCGAUCUGUUUGGACACCCAAACAUCUGGGUGACUUGCGGGCAUACAACCGAUCCGCUUCAGAGGCCCCUGCUGAGCUGUUCCGAAAGGACCUGAUCUCAGCUAUGAAACUAGCGGAUAAUGAACCACUGAGUUCAGAAGAUUAUUGGGGCAUUGGUGAUCCGUGGAAGCAGGAAUGGGAGCGAGGCGUCCAGGUCCCCGUCAACCCCGAUUCCCUACCUGAGUCUACCGUCACUGUUACUGUACAAAGACAACACCGGGAUCGUGAAGCCAACUUUAGGCUUACCAAGGACAAGUUUAUCCGUGUAAACCAUGAUGACUUCUUUAGCAAUGAGCAGCAUAUCCUCAGCAACCUACCAACUAAGGCGGAGAAGAUGUGCCGCUAUGACAUGGAUGACCUAGAUGACAAAUGGCUCAAUGCUUAUAAUGGAGAACGAGCAAGAAUGGGUGCAGCACCAGUUCCUUCACUGAUAUUUGAAAUGAUUAUCGAACAUCUUGAGGAGACGUGCUGGGAAAACAUCCACAAGUUGCUCAAAACAGAGGAGUCUCUCUCCAUCGAGUUUGAUGAGGAUGUUAUCUGUGAUGUCUGUAGAUCGAAAUGGAGUGAAUCAUCCAUGGCUCAGCCCCUCAUCUCACCCCUGUGUACCCUCGACUUAAAUACACCUGAUAGUGAGGAAGGGAAUGAGAUGGUGUUUUGCGACUCCUGCAACAUAUGCGUUCACCAAGCGUGCUAUGGAAUCACAGCCAUUCCCUCAGGUUCCUGGCUCUGUCGCACUUGCUCACUAGGCAUCAAACCUGAUUGUGUCCUCUGUCCCAACAAGGGAGGUGCCAUGAAGUCCACAAAAUCUGGACAGAAAUGGGCUCAUGUGGCAUGUGCUCUUUGGAUUCCUGAAGUGUCAAUUGGUUCAGUUGAGAGAAUGGAACCCAUCACCAAGAUCCCAAACAUACCAGUAAGUUGUAUUUUCUUUUGGUGGAAAAAAGUGUCAUAUUGUGAGAAGCACAGUGUGUCCAGCAAGAAGCUUGGAGGUGAAGAAGCUGAAAGUGAGGAAGGUGAAGAGGGUGCCCCUAAGAAGAAGAAAGAUUGGACCUCAGAGCAGAAGAACCAGGCACGUGCUGCUAAACUACGGCAGAUCGAGUCAGAGUUCUUCAAGCAUGUUGAUGUCUUAGAAACAUCAAACUUCCUAGAUAUUGAUUUUGAGACCACAGAAACUAUAUUUAAUUAUUGGAAGCUUAAAAGACGGUCGAGUUUCAACAAGCCUCUGUUGACACCACGUAGUGAAGAGAUCGAUCUUCUGUCUCACCAGCAAGAGCAUGACAUUGAACGCAUGAAGAUGUUUGUGCAGUUGCGCCAGUACCUGGAGAGGGUUCGAAAUCUGUGUUACAUGGUGAAUCGUCGAGAAAGAUUGUCAAGAUCAUUCAUCAAAAUCCGUGAGCAGACGUUCUCCAAACAAGUGUCCCUCCUAAGUAGUAAUAAUAUGACCUUAACGCCUCAGGAAAUAGAAGCAGUGAUGCAAGCCAAUCAUGGCCACUCUGUGUAUGAUCAGCUGUAUUCUCACCACACAGCCCCAAAACACACCCAGAAGCAGUUUGAGAAGAUUGUUGCAUGCAUUGCUGGCACUCUAAUUGAGAAGGUCAAGAGCAAAAAGCCUCCUCGAAAGAAAGAUGUCAAUGGUCUUAUCAGACCUAAGAAGGAAAAAUCAGAUAAUCCAUAUAAAAAGUUGUAUGUUAAUGGUGCUGAACAGCGUCGUUCUCGUUCUAGUUCUCUUUGUAGUACUAGUGACACGGAUUCUUCUCUGGCAUCACCCAAGUGGAUCCUCUCUCCCAAGGGUAAUCCUCAUUCUUCUGUUUACACCAGCAGCGAAGAGGAAAUGAAUAAGGAGAAUCACUCCAUCAAGCUAGAGUCAGUAUCAAGUAAGAGCAAGCUUUCAUUCUUAGAGAGCAGCGAAAAGGAGAAACCUGUGAUGGAAAGUGGGUGUGUGUCAUCUAGAGGAAGAGUUGGAAGAAGAAGAAGAGGGAAUGGCCGAGCUAAUGCCAUUAAAAGUAAAUCCUUCAGGGAGCGCACCGCUGCAUCCAGUGAUGACAAAGAUACUAAAGAUUUUGAUGCCCUAAUAUCAGAAAAAAACAUAAAAAGUGAAACAAAUGCAUCAUCCUCUAAAACAAUUAGGGAGCAUCCUUCUGUAGAAACUUCUGAGGAUGAGAUAGAAACUGUGAGUAAACCGAAACCACAACCUGGUAAAAGAAGAAAUAAGAAAAAAGCACCUCCCAAGGUUGAUGUUAGUGUGAGCAGUGAGGAUGAGCCUUCAGUUACAGUUACUCCUUGUAAAGAGAAAAAAUCCAAUCGCAAAGGGAAGUGGGGAAAAAGUGCGGUGGGAAUCGAGUCGACAAGUGCGAGUUCUCCGGUUUGUGAGCCUCCUAAGUUGGAGUUAAGUGAUGAUGAUGAGUUGGGUCCUCCUACAUACAAACUGUCCAGUGAUGAGGACAACAGUGAAAAGAGUAAUGAUCCAACAGCUGUUAUUGCUGAUGUUUUUGGUGUUAGUGACCGGACAGACAGUAGUUCUGAUAAUGGUCGCAAUAAGGCUUUAAGUAAAGGACCAAAGAAACGUGAUAAGAAAAGUGAAACUAUUUUUAGUGAAAGUGAUGUGAAUAGUGAUGAUGAAAAUAAGGAAAGUACCAUAGAUUCUCAAAAUCAUGCAACAUUGAAAACUAAGGCAGCUAAGAAAGAGUUUACUCCAAAGAUUGAAGCAAAGGCUGAGAGAAUGAACAAAAAGAAAAGUGAUAAGGGUGGCAGAACAGUGAAGAAAAUUGCUAGUGUAGAAAAGAGUAAAAGUGAACCAAAACCAGCUGAUGAAGCCGAUGCGGAGCUCGCCAGCACAAAGGGAAGCGAAGUGGAAGCUACACCUGGACAUCUAUUUGUACCACAAAGAAAAGCAGCAAAGAAGGCAUCAGAGCUCAUCACUAGUCAGAACACGACAAGUACAUCUGCCACCCCUGCUGUGGCUGUGGUUGCACCCACACCUGCAGAAACCACAGUAGCUGAAGCAAAGAAGGUUGGUGCAAAACAAGUUAAAGAGGUGAAAGAAGAAGCUGAAGAUCCUGAGAUCAUUGAAGAGAGAAAGGUGGCUGAAGAAAAGAAAGUAACACCAACUAAAGGAAGAAAAGGAAAAGUUACUAAGGAUAAAAAUGAUAGAACAGUUGAUGAAGUUAAAACUGAGGCAGGUGAAGCUCCUAAAAAGACCCUAUUUGAGCCUCCAGAAAUUUUACCAUAUGUGCCGAUGCGGCAGGCAGCUAAGAAAGCUGCAGAGAACCUCAAAGUUGGCAACAGUAAAGGUACUGCAGUCAGUACUUGUGCUGAAGAACCGGAGGUGGUACCUGCUCCUGUCAUACCGCCAGCAAAAACAAAAAGAAUCUCACGCCAAGAAAGUAAAUUAAGUGUACGAUCAAAAUCAAAGUCACCUCGGGCAGCAAAACACCUUUCACCUGCUAAUGUUACGGACUCAGAAUCAGAAAGUGAACCAGAGAGCUCAUCAACAACAAAGAAAGUACCAAAAGAUCAGAAGGAUGUACAAAAGCCAUCGAAGUCCAUAUUUUCAGAUAGUGAAGAGGAAUCAGUGGCUUUAAUCAGAAAAGAGAAGCUCAUGAAGGAGAAGCCAGACCCAGUACCCGAGGCUCCGAAAGAAACUUCAAAUGCUGAGCCGUUUUUUCGUGGGGAUGUAUUUGUCCGAGAAUAUCAGAGCUCAUCAGAUGAGAAUGAAGGUGAAAGACCCUCCACUCCAGGAAAGAAAGCACAUCUCUCUCCAACCCUUAAAUUGGGUGAUGAAUGCCAAGAGUCCUCAAAAAGUCAGCCCUUUCAUGGUUCAUCAAAUAUCUCAGGUGACCUACGGGUCACCUCUGACAGUGAUGAGAGAGAGGAUGAAAACCAGGAACCGGCAGUUGGAACCCUUAGGAAGGCCCCUGAUAAGAAGCUUAAAACUUCCGAAGGGCGGCCUGAACAUGGGUUUCAGCCGCCGAUUACUGAGAGAAGUGAAUCCCGAGUGUCCAUCGAGACAGAAGAUGACAGUGCCAAACCAGCUGUCAGAAGAGAGACUGGACUGGAGCCAAGAUUGCGUCAAAGUGGGGCUCAGUGCAGACCGAGAACUCCUUCUGGUGAUGUCCCCAUGCAAGACAUCAGAAGUAACUCUCAUGCACCACUCGGAGGACCAAGAAGAGGAAGAGAGAGAGAACCGCCUUCACUCCCCCACAGCCUUGGUGCCAGUCCCAGCAAACCCUCUGGAAAGCGAGAGGUACAGCCUGAGGAAUCACUCAAAUCCGGCAAGAAGGUCACAGAGGGAGGCAUUGAAGAGAAGUCAACCUCAACCAAAGUCAUCACCGCCUCCGAAAAGAAAGAAACAGUGAAAGAGAUAGAGGCAGUAUGGGAAAAGAAAGAGCUAUUAAGAGAAAAGAAAGAAUCUCUAAGAGAAGAAGAAGUGCCUAAAGACAAAGGUUCCCCUUCAAGAGAAACAGAAGUUGUACAUAAAAAUAAGGAUGUAAUAGAAAGAGAAAAUGAAGUGGCACCAGUUUUAAAGCCCACAACACUAAGAGAAAUUGAUUCUUCAGAAAGUAAUGAUAUCAUAAUUGAAAAAGAAGUACAAAGGGAAAGGGGUAUACAUUCUAGAGAAAAAAUCCUUUCACCUAGGGAAAAGGUAUUGGGCUCAAAGGAGAGAGUUUUGACUAGAGAAAAGGUCUUACCUGCAAGGGAAAAGGUCUUACCCACAAGAGAAAAAGUCUUAUCUUCAAGAGAAAAAAUCUUACCCUCAAGAGAAAAGAUUUUGCCUUCUAGAGAAAAGUCUUUACCACCCAAAGAGCUGUUACCUCCCAAAGAAAAAGUUUUACCAUCAAGAGAGAAAGUCUUGCCACCUAGAGAAAAUGUUUUAUUAUUAAGAGAUACAAAAGAUGUCUCAAGAGACAAGGUCUUACACAAGGAUAAAGAAACAUUACCAACAGAAAGAAGGGAAAUUAUAAGAGAAAAAGAGUUGCCAAAGGAAAAAGAGGUCAUGAGAGUUCUGGAUAUUUCAGAAGAUUCAUUAGAGUCCCAGAGAGAGCAGUCGCAUCCAUUGAUACAAAAACUAGAUACUGUUAUCGAGAGUGAGCAAACAACAGAAAAAGAUAACAUAGACAAAGUGGAAGAAAUUAUCCCCCAAAAAGUGGAAGUAGUCAAAGAAUCAGAACCACUAAGAAUAGAAUCCAAAAAUGAAGAGUUUUCAGUAAGAGAGGAGGAGCCAGUGAGAACUGUUGCACAGGCACCAGCUGAACCAGAGGUUCCUGUUAGAGAAAAGGAUUCUGCCAUAGAACAGUUAAACAUUCCUGUAGCUGCAGAACAACAGAAGAAACCUGGUGUGUUUGGAUAUGUUGAUGAGGAAGUGAAAGUUGAAAGAUUAGCAGAUAUUGUUGAAACGUCUGAUACAGAGCCUGAAAAUAAAAGAGUUCGCAUUGGUGACAGUGAUGAAGACACUGUUCUUGUGACUGUAGAAAAGAGAGUAGAACAGCCCAAGGACAGUGGAUAUAAGAGUGCAAUAACUACACCUGAACCUUUAGAUAGAGUUCAACCUGUUUGUAGUGAAGUGGUGAAUGUAAAUAGUGUAAAUAAUUUUAUGCCAGAAGAAUCAUGUUUAGAAACAAUUGAUGCAAAUAACAAAACCCCGGUGGUUGUACCAAGUCCAGUGGAGUUCAAACAAUCUGUUAAUAAAUUUGUAUCUCCAGCCAGAAGAAAGAACUUGGAAGAUGUCAUAGGGGAAAUGAAAAGACAAGCUGAAGCACAACCAGAGCCCAGUAAUUCUGUACCCUCUUCUGAAGGUCAGAAUGAGCUCAGUGCUUCUCCACCACACAGUCAGCCUAAUUCAUCUAGUUUUUCUGUUCCUCCACCAGAAUCUUCUGUUCCUUCUUCUCAGGCAUCUUCUGUAGAAACCUUAACUCCUAAAAGUUCAACUUCUCCAGCUGCUAAUUUUGUAGAACAGUGGAGAGGUCAGUGGGUGAAAAGUCCUCCUCCACCAGACCACAAAGGGGAUCCUAGCAGUGGCUCUCACCUUCCCCCUCACUUGCCAAUGCCAAGCCUUGAUCUUGGCCUCACACCAUCUAUGUCAAUGCUAGAAUUACAACGAGCUCUUUACCCAGAUACCCAGCAUCAGCUAUUUAACCCUUAUGACAUUUUAAAUGCUCGUUCCAUGCUGCAGUCAGAAGCCAUUCUUUCUUCCCGGUUACGUCAGAUGGUAGAGGCUGGCAUUCCUCCACAGUUAUUUAAUCCAACUUUAUAUUUACGGCAACACAGUGCUUCAGAAAUUGCAGCUCUAAGCCAGCAGCAGUAUGCACAGCCCUCUCGAGAAAAUCAGAUUCCAGAUAAACCUAAUGUAUGUUCUGCUCAGGAAUUGGCCAGAUUACCCAAUCUCGAUAACCGGCCACCAACUCCAGAAAUUCUUCCAACUAACAAUAAGACGAAUAACUUGCAAGCAGCCUCGGGUAACAAGGUUGGGAAACCUUUAACUUCUCCAGGAUUAUCUUGCAUAAUGGCUGCUCCACCACUACCAUCUCCACCAACUACUGGGAAUAAAGUUGUCCCAGGUCUUACCUCACCCACCACCAGUAGAGGGCAGCAGCUAACAGCAGCCAGAGAAGAGCCCCCAUCUCCAGUAUUACCACACAACAAAUCUGCACAACCACAACUUUCUCCGUCGAGUAUAUAUAACAAAAGCGACACUACUGUUUCAUUGGCAUCACAGCCACAACAGACAAGUGUACCCCUACCAGAGAUAUCUCCUGCCGAUCAUUCAGUAUUAAUGUUGAGAGCAAACAGAGUGCCAGUAGAGUCACAAGUCUCUCCCCAGUCCAGUAAAGCCUCUCAGGUGGCUGUGUCAGCUAGUGUAUCAUCUGGCGACAUUGUCAGUGGAGGCAAUAAGUGCCCCAGACCGCUGGUGUCUCCUAAUGCAAACUCUGUUCUCACAACAAAGAAGAAUGUGGUGCCACCUGUAUCAAAUUCUGUAAUGACUAUAGCGAAGUCAGCCACAACUACAACUAGUCUAAGCUUAUUAAACAAAUCUCCUCUCCCAGUGGUGAUGAGUCCCACCAGUCAAAGGGACCCAUCACCUCCGCAUACAAUCGUAGAAGUACCUGAUUCAAAAAUUGAAACCAUUACCGUGGAUGAUAGUGUUAUUCAUCAGAAAGAAGAGCCUACUCAGAAACGUGUACCAAUUUAUAUGCAAGAGCCAAAACCCCAGAAAAUUUUGGAGAAAAAAUCUAGAUCUCGAAAAUUGUCUCCACGGUGGAACAAGGAGAGUCCAAAAACCAGAGAAAAGAAAUCAACCAAGCUCAACAGAGCAUCCUACAAUAAAGGCCGUGGUAGGAAUGCAGGUAAAGGAAAAGGAAGAGGCCACAGUCCAAGGUUCAAUCCUAUUUCUGUUCCUAAAGAGCUUGUGGGAACAGUGUAUGACUUUGAUAUAGACAACGAAUUUGAUGAUGAUGGUCCAGCCAACAACACCUUGGAUGACCUUCGAAAAUCUCGUGAGAAGCGUCAGUCUGUGGACACCACCCCACAACAGCAGUCUUCUACACCAACAAGCAUUGUUGAGCACAAGGAACAAUCUCCCAAAAAAUCCAGUAAAAAGUCUAAAUCAUCAUAUAAGGAUAAGGGGGCUGUUAAAUUAAACAGUGAUGAUGACAAAGUUGCCAAAAUACUUGAAGAUUAUAGAAAUAUGCAGAACUCUCAAUUACGAAGAAGUGUCCACUCUCCCACACCACCCCAAGGAGAAACGAUACCAGAUGGGCCACCAAAAACACCAGAUAGAUUAGAGAAUUUACCACAGUUUUGUGCUGAAUAUACAGCAAACACUGAAACGAAAAUCACAAUAUCAAAUAUUAGUGAAGCAAGAGAAUCUAUUCAGAGUUCAGAUCUGACAGUCAUUCAAAAGGCUGCUGGAGAUCACAGUAAAGUGUCCCUUACUGUUCCUACUUCACAAAUUGGUAUAGAUGAGAGAACCAAUCAACUGAAGCUCAAGAUUAAAGGUCCCUAUGCUAACUCAUACUCAAAUAGUAACACAGCAGCUCCACCACAGGAGGUUGUUGGUGCCCCAACACCAACCUCUACAACCUCAACCUUGCGGCGAAUGAGGAAGAAGGAGCUUAUCCGGCAGUAUUGCUAUCAAGAUCAAAUGCCAGCAGAGCCACCAGACUCUGGGCCUAUAAACAGUACUCCAAACCCACCACCACAUGUAAGAACUGGAAUAACUAUUCCCAAAGCUGUAGCUUCCAUGACAUCUAUACCAACACGAGAAGAUUACAAGAUGUACACUCAAGAUGACCCGCCUAGUACUGCAGCAGGGGGAGGUAGACGGAAAAGACCGCCCAGAGAACUUAGACAUUUAAAUGUGUGGGCCAUAAGGGAAGAAUCAGGUAAACGUAACUCAGAAACAACAGAAGUUGGAGACACCAGCAGAAAGAGACCAAGAGGUGCCAAAGAGUCCAAAAAUCUGGAGGAGAAAGAUGUGUCUAGUGCCAAACCUCCACCGAAGUUAAGAAUAAGUUUAGGCAAGAAAGGCAGUGAGGUCACUACAGUUACUUCUGAUACUAAAGAACUGGCUGGGAAACAGCGGCCACCUAAGAAACGACUUGCUGAAGAAAACCCUAUGGUUAAAAUUAAGAGUGAUAACAUGAAAUUUCGUGAACAAAUUAUGGCUGACUUCGAUAAACCAGUUAAGAAGGGUGGGCUGAAGAGCUCAGACAGAGAAAAAAGGGCAAAAAAGCGCAAGGUUUAUUCUGGGGAAAUUGGUCACAGUACUUGCGCAGAGAGUAAGGAACUUGACUCUUCUGAAAAGCAUGACAUUAAAGUUAUAACUGGGGAUAGCACAAAUGCUCCAAAAUUAGUGAUAAGAUUUGGGAAAGGUAAAAGUGUUAACUCGAGUAGUGUUAAAAGUGCUAGGAGUGAAACAAAUGAUUCGGGGAGUUAUAAAGACGAGAGGUCAGAGCCAGAUACUGUUAUGCCUCUCUCCUUGAAAAUUCGGCUUUCUGUGCCAAAGCCAGAUUCUGAUUCAAAUAAAGAAGAAUCUUGUGUUCCUAAAGUGCCCCUCAAACUAAAGUUAUCUAGACGCUCGGAUGGCUAUGUUGCUUCAAAUACCCCCAGAAAGCCUGUGCCUGAAGUGCAGGACCAGGGGCCAGGUCCUCCUCCUCCUAAACCUCCUGACCCUUUCCCAGAGCCCCAAUCAGAAAAAAAUAUACCUAACACCACCCCUCCGUCACCACCACCACCAAUCAAUCCUUUAAUAGCAAGUGGGUCUCAGGCAGAGUCUCGUUUGUCACAGCAAGAAAACCCUAAACCGCUUAUUCCGCCGUCGUACGAUAUAUACCCUCAUCAGGGGGACACACCUACCUGUAACGCACCAGAACAACUAAAUAUGGGCCCAUUAGAUUAUGUACUUGGGGGUCUGGGUCCACCACCAAGAUCUGAUGCACCCGAAGAAAUUUUUCAAAGAUUAGAGGCUCAAAUAGCAGCUGCAAGCAGAAGUAUUCCAGAAAGUGGGGUCCAGGUUGACACCUUGGGGUCUCCUCGGCAGCAAUCUGGACCACCUUUACCAGACGUCCCCUCAAUACAUCACACGUUAUACCCGUACAAGGAAGGCUCUGACUGCAGAUGAUAAUUGCUUCUCUUUCAUAGUAAUAACUUUAAUAUUUACAAUAAUGUAACAAACUACCAUAAUUAUGUACAAAUGUAGAUACCGUUGGUGUUGCUCACUCGAUGCACUAUGUUAGUUACGCAAGGAUUUAAUCACUUGCAUCUCAUGGGCUGAUUGCAGCCACAAUUUUUUUUUUUUUUUUUUUUUUUUUUUAUUAAUGUAAUGUUCUGCACUGUCAUUGGUUAGGGAAAAAUACUCGCUCCCCAGAAGGGAUUCUACAAGGGUACAGCUACACUGUUGGCAAUGAUUGUUAAUGUGAUGGGUGAGUCAGGAGGGAGCACCUCUGGUCUUCCCUCCCCCUAAAGCCAUGUUAAAAUAAUUGUUCACAUUGCAGGUCCCACAAGGCCCCUGCUACCAGAUGUGGUUCCCUUGGCUCACCUCCACCCUCAGUAGGCUACUUUAGCCUAAUGUCUUGUUUCCUUGCCUGUUUUUACUGUCACUUUUGUAUGGACUGGGAGGGUGGUUGUUGUUGAGCAUAGCAGUGUAGUGGGCACGGCGCCCCUGGCCGGACCCCUGGACCCCUGACCAUGGGGCCCUGGGCGCCGGACCCGUUGUCCCGGGGAGGACUUGUGUUCCCAUAUUUUGAUAUCUUUUUUACCAUUGUAAAUAGAAAGAAUGUACAAAUUACUGUAUUUGCUUUUUGUAAUUUUAUUACUUUUGUACAGUUUUUAGUUCUGAUUGCUCAUCAGACAUAACUUAUGUUUUAUCAAAAGUUGGAAUUAUUUAUUUUUUGACUUCUCUAAGUGUCACAAAUUUCCAUGCCAUUACUGUCAUUUAAUAUAUAAAUUUCUUAGCUUUUUAAUUCUUCACUUUGUUGUAAGGACAAGUUGUUUCUGUGAAGACUGAGUUGUUUAUCUACUAGAAGGCAGAAGAUUGUAAUAUAUUUCUUGAUUCCUCAACAGAGAAAUAGUCUUGUAAAUCUUAGUGUCAUGUGAUACAUUAAUAUUAUUGAAAUAUAAAUUUUUUAUGUUAUAUAGUA